AUGACCAAAGUGUAUGCGCUUGGCAAUCCUGGCCCCGUGCACAAGGCCGUGACGUGGCAGGCUGCACUGGACGAAAUCUACGAUGCCAACCACGACAAGCACGACGAUACCCUUACGUUUACCAUGGCCAUCCGCAAACUACAAGAACGCGUGUUUGUGCAAAAGCAAUUUGAACUGUGCAUGGCCAGCGUGAAAAUGGACCCGAACUUGCUCUUCUUUGAAGAGCCCCACGAGCAUCAGUACGUGGCGUUUAUGAACGAAAUCAACCGCCGUCGGGUCCAAGUGUGUUUUUCCAUUGGCGCCAUCGCGUGCGCCUACUACUUUUACUACGAAGUGCGCUUCCUGGAUGCGUACCGAAUAGCGGGUAGCGACGACGACGGCGACAUCCACAACGGCAUCUCAGGGCCGAGUGAGCUUGUGCUGUACUGGCUCAGCUUUGGGCUGAUUGUGCCCACGUUUGGCUUGGGGGUGGUCGCUACGUUUGUGCCAUGGGGGCGCCGCCGGCUCGAGAGCAUCGUCACAUGUGUAUACCUGGUGGUCGCCGUGGCACUCAUUGCGAAAAAGUGCGUGCAGCAAGCCAAGGGCCCGAUCUACGCGCUCGUGAUCCUGCUCAUUCCGCUGUUCAAUGUCACGCGCAUGCGGUUCGCGUACUCGGCCGUCGUGGGCUGGGCUAUUGUGGUCACGUAUUCCGUCGUGGAGAUCGCCGCCGGCCCCGACACAGCAUCCAAGACGGUGUUCACGACGCUCAAUUACUCGAUGAGUGUCGUCGCGGGCAUGGUGUCGAGUUAUCAAAAGGAGCUGCUCAAGCGACGCAACUUUGUGCUCGGGCUCAAUUACUCCGGCAGCCCCGACGACGCGUCGUCGCGUAUUCACAGCCCGUACUACGCCAAGGAAGCGCUGUGCAAUCCAUUCUCGCAAUCGUUCAAGCAUGCCGACCUCGAACGGUGCUGCUUGUCGUGCUCGUCCUUGUAG
Molecule: messenger RNA, 972 nt
Organism: Aphanomyces astaci
Lineage: Eukaryota; Oomycota; Saprolegniomycetes; Saprolegniales; Verrucalvaceae
Exons: 7
Coding region: 1-972 (323 amino acids)
Source: RefSeq, a predicted model, not a curated record